This is a messenger RNA of Sodiomyces alkalinus F11, 2311 nucleotides long. RefSeq lists its product as hypothetical. NCBI's taxonomy places the organism in Eukaryota, Fungi, Ascomycota, Sordariomycetes, Glomerellales, Plectosphaerellaceae. Gene Ontology annotation, molecular function: ubiquitin binding; phosphatidylinositol binding. The coding region runs from base 286 to 1827 and encodes 513 amino acids. The record is from RefSeq and is a predicted model, not a curated record. The transcript is spliced from 5 exons.
CAGAGUAUACAGAGUAGAUCUUCUUCCAGAGCGGAGGACCGAACGUUCGACCCCGGUCUCUUGCCCGUCCGCCUUGUCCGCCAAAUAACUACCUAGGUACAUCCGUACUUCGCGGGACUCCACAUUUUCGCCCCCACGUUUUCCAGGUUGUCUCUCAACUCCUCCUCGUCGCAUACAACGUACUCGUCCGUAUAUACCUACUCCGUACUACCCUCCCGACUCUCCGUUGGUCCGCCCCGGUCCUUGGAAACACCCAACUCCGCAACGCUGACCCGGUUGAGAACGAUGAAGGGAUUUGGCAUGAAUCGUGUCCUGGGGACCAUCAAGAAGAGGACAGGGACUGGAUUCGGGCAGAAUGCGAACGACGCAGCUUCAUCGCAGGAUGAAACCCCCGAAGCCACUGCGGUUCGGAACGUGAAAGCAUUUUGCGAAUCGGAAGCUACGAACCAACAGGACGAUGAGGUUCUGUUUCUCCCUCUUAUCGUCGACGCUGCCGAGUCCGCGCCAGCUGCCGCCGCCGAAUGUGCUCGAUAUAUCCGCAAGUACCUCUCGAAAGACUAUAAUUCGAAGCCCGGCUACCAAUACAAUGCCAUCAUGCUCCUUCGCAUUCUGUCCGAUCACCCUGGCCGUGAUUUUACUCGGAACUUUGACAAGAAGUUCGUCGACACUGUCAAGGAUCUGCUUAGGCUGGGUCGGAACAACAACGUCCGCCAUAUGUUGAUGGAGACGUUGGAGAACUUCGAGUCCACCAAGAUGAAUCACGAGGGUAUGCGUGGUCUUGUUGCGAUGUGGCAGAAGGAGAAGGCUCGCGGCUUGACAUACCAAGGGGGAUCGCCUCUACCGCAACGCCAGGCCCAACCCCUGCCGAACCAUGAUCCCGCCCCCGCUCAAAACUACUUCGCCCGUCAUCACACAAGCAGGACGCUGCCCAACCCCGUUGAGCUCGCGAGUCGCCUGGAAGAGGCACGAAACUCGGCCAAGCUGCUGAUCCAGUUCGUCAACAACACUCCUCCUUCCGACUUGCUUCAAAACGCUCUCGUCAGGGAAUUCGCCGACAGGUGCCAGAGCGCCUCUAGAAGCGUGGAGAUGUACAUGAAAGCCGAGAACCCGGCUCCUGACAACGACACCAUGGAAAGCCUCAUCGACGUCAACGAACAACUCCAGACCGCCCUCAACCAACAUCAACGGGCUGUGCUCGCGGCGCGUAAGCAUCUCGGCCUCCACACGAACAGCCACUCGAACCCCUCUUCCCCUCAAUUGUCCAACCAACAGGCCCCGCCUCUAGCUCCUAGCAGCAGCAACAGUCCACCCCAGCUCCAGACCUAUCCGUCGUCCUCAUCCUCCUCCCGCGGGCCACCAACAGAACCUCCCCGCAGCCGUAAGCCGCCCCCAAAAUCCAAGGGCAAGGAGGUCGAGCAGUCCGCAUCCCCGACAGGCCCUCCACCGACCGGAGCUUCUUCUUCCAAUCCCAAUGAGAGGUCCUCCGGGGAGGGCGCGGCCGCUGACGACCCAUUCCGGGACCCGCAAUCGCAGUCGACGACCCACUACCCGCCAGAGAAUACAGGGUUGCCUCCGAGGGCUACGUCCUCUUCCUCUUCCGAGGACGGAUCUUCCGGCCCGCGACGACUCGCCGAUGAGUCGUUUCAUCCUCGUUUUGGCGACAGAACGGCGAGCUACGGCGCCCGCCAGGAUAGUGCAAUGAACAAUGUGGUCAUGCACGGCGCAGGUGUGAGCCAAGGUCAGCGGGGCACAAGUCGCAGUGUUCGAAACGAUGAUGACGAUCUUUACGAGGCCGACGACUUGCCUAGAUCGAACCCCAGGCGGUAGAGACUUGCCAUCUCACUGGCCAGGCAUGGGUUAUCAGGUCGUUUCGGCUGUUCUCGAAUGGCAUAGCCAUAGACUUGGGUGGUUGCGCCUAUUUUGCUUGUUUAUUUUGGUUUUUUUUUUCCUCUCUCUCUCUCUCUCUCUCUCUCUCUCUCUCUCUCUCUGCUCACGACCCUUUCAUGUUGGAUAUGGGAUACGCGAUUUUUCCCGGGUAUUUUGGACAUGUACAACUUGAUGUUUGGACAUUUCGACACUGGGCAUAGCAGCGACCGCAGAGCAACCGACAGCCGUCAGUUCAGGAGGUAAAUUCACGUGCAAUAUGGGACAAAGCAAUACUGGUCCAACUGGAUAAGGUACCUUAUCUAUCAUGAAGAUUCUUGCAUUUCACUUUCACUACACGCCUAACUGGUUUACUUACUCGGCAUACCUACCCGUAACUUCGUACUUUAAAUAGCCCCCUGAAUGCAUUUACGGCGUUGGCGCCCCG